CGGGGCUGCUGCGCUGUUGUGGAACCAGGAGGACGUGGCCUGUUUGGGGUAAGAGCUGUCCAAUGUAGUCAUGGCUCGAGAACGAAAAUGCAUACUAUGUCACAUCGUGUACAGCUCAAAAAAGGAGAUGGAUGAACACAUGAGAAGCAUGCUUCACCACAGAGAACUUGAAAAUCUGAAAGGAAGGGACAGCAACCACAAGUGCCAGGUGUGCAGGGUGACAGUGGUGGGCUUGUCGGCAUAUGCCAAGCACAUCUCCAGCCAGCUGCACAAAGACAAUAUCGAUGCCCACGAAAGAGAGGAAUAUGAAGGGAAAGAAGAGGCCGAUGAAGAGUACUUUGACAAGGAACUAAUUCAACUAAUCAAACAAAGGAAGGAACAGAACCGGUUUGGCAUAGAGAUGGUAUCCCUUGUUCAGAACGAACAGGAAGGUCUUGAUUUGGGUGAAGAACCUGAGCUGUCCAGCCUAGAAGGAUUCCAAUGGGAAGGGAUUUCCAUUGCAGUAUCUGGAUCAGCUAGGAAACGCAGCCUCUCUGAAAGCAGUGUUGUUGUGGACAGGACUGCUUCUGUUUAUGGCUUCUUCAGUGACCAAGCCACAACAAAGGAAAGUGAGCAAAAGCAAAUCAUUCCAGCCUGCCAUUCACAUUUUAUAGCACCUAUAUAUAAAACAAGUGCUGAUAAUGUGGCUGAUUUCAAACAAGAGACAUCUUCUCUCCCCUCAUCACCAUUCAUGUCUGAAAGAACUGAAAGUCUUAUCAACGGAAGGAGACACAGUCUACAUACGCCCUCUGAUGUUACAAGCCUCACAGUAUUUACCACUAAACAAGAUCAGGAGAGCCCAGAAUGUAGAAUACCACUUCUUGAAAACAAAAAUGCAUUAGAGCUCACAGGAGAAGGAAACAUUUUGGCUUCAAAUGGAGCUUCAGUGCAUGCAGGAUCAAACUCUGUAGAUGCAGCUACAGACAGCAGCUGUACAUCUGGUACUGAGCAGAAUGACAGCCAGGGAAUUGGAAAGAAAAGAAGAGCAACUGGAGAGGGAUCAUCUCCUGAAAUCCCAAGUCUAGAAACAAAGAAUAAAAGAAGGAAAAUUAAAGGCAAAAAAGAGCGUUCUCAGGUAGACCAGUUGUUGUCUAUUUCCCUGAGAGAAGAAGAGUUGAACAAGUCACUGCAUUGUGUGGAUGACCGCCUCUUGCAGGCUCGGGCUGCUCUGCAAGCAGCCUAUGUUGAAGUUCAACGAUUCCUUGUAUUGAAACAGCAGAUAACAAUGGAGAUGAGCGCAUUGAGGAGUCAGAGAAUUCAGAUCCUGCAGGGGCUACAAGAAACCUAUGAACCUCCUGAGAGGUCAGAACAGCUCACCUGCAGCAUCUCAGAUGAAAGAAGAAUUAGCAGAUCCGUGACAACAGCUGAUCUAGCUCUUCCUCCUUCAGGUCACUUCUUCCCCCUUUUGGAGACUUCUUCAUGUCUCUCCUCCCAUACAUCCCCUUCGGGUACUCCCUUGGGAGCCUCUCUCCGAGUGAGCACCCCUCCUGUGUUCCAAACCCCUAGUACUAUCACAGCCAGCACUGUUCCUGAUUCAUCAAUGCAAAUUAAACAAGAACCUAUGUCUCCAGAGCGUGGAGAAGAAAGUGUGAAUACCGUCCUCCAUGGCUCUGUGUGCACUCCACAAGCAGAACUGCAGCAGAAGGAUGUAGAUAUCAGCCAGAAAACUUCUGUGUAUCCAGUUAUCUCCGCAAUCAUGUCCUUGUCAGAGCUGACUACUUGUUUCCAACAGACUAAUCAAGAUGUUCACAAGUCUGCUACAGAUAAGGGGCGGACCAUACUAUCUGGGAACCCUUCCCCUUCACAAUCACCAUCUACUCUCAACAAACAAAAAGGAGCGAUUGAAACCCUGACUGAAAUCACUUUACCAGAACAGCGUAGCAGCUCCCUUGCAAAUCAGUCUCUCUCUUUAGAAACACCUUUGGACAAAGAUCCCAAACUACCAGCAGAACAGCCUGAGCAUCUGGCAGAAUCCACUCUGGUCUCUGCAGAGAACAAAGGAAAAAAGAGAAGGAAAAAGCUAAGGAAAAAGAAAACAUUGCGAGCAGCCCAUGUGCCUGAGAACAGUGACACAGAACAGGAUGUUAUUGACUCUAAACCUAUUCGGAAAGUCAAGAGCGGGAAGGUGCCCACUGGGGGAAAGGUUACUACAUCCACCCUUCUAAGACAGGAGGAUGGGGGCACUCAUGAAGUAGACAGGAACAAAGAUGAUAAUGAGAGUGAUGCCUCUCUGGAAUUAGUAGAAACUGCAAACCCCCAGUUUGAGGUGGUGGCCAUCAACUCAUCAGAGUCAGGAGAUGAGAAACCAGACAGCCCAUCUAAGAGGGACACCAUGAAAUCCUCGGAGCAAACUUUAAUGGAGGCAUCUCGCUCUGGUUAUGAUGAAGUGAGCUCCACCAGUGAGAUUGGCACAAAUUAUAGGGAUGGCAUCAAUAGAAGUAUGGCUGAGACUCUCCCUUCUAUAUCACCAAUGAGAUGUUCAAAGAACUCCUCAGAAGUGUCUUCAGAGCCAGGUGAGGAUGAAGAACCUACGGAGGGGAGCUUUGAGGGACACCAAGCUGCAGUGAAUGCUAUUCAGAUAUUUGGGAGUGUGCUUUACACCUGCUCAGCAGACAAAAGUGUCCGUGCCUACAAUCUGGUUAACAGGAAAUGUGUGGGGGUCUUUGAAGGACACACUUCCAAAGUGAACUGUCUCCUGGUUACUCAAACAAGUGGGAAGAAUGCAGCCCUCUACACUGGCUCUAGUGACCACACAAUCAACUGUUACAAUAUCAAGACCAGGGAGUGCACAGAGCAAUUGAAAUUGGAAGACCGGGUGCUCUGUCUGCAUAGUAGAUGGCGAAUCCUGUAUGCAGGCCUGGCAAAUGGCAAUGUGGUCACUUUCACCAUAAAGAACAACAAGCAAAUUGAUACCUUUGAAUGCCAUGGCCCUAGAGCAGUCAGCUGUCUAGCCACAGCUCAGGAAGGAGCACGCAAGUUGUUGGUAGUGGGGUCCUAUGACUGUACCAUCAGUGUGCGGGAUGCUCGAAAUGGACUGCUUCUCCGAACUCUUGAAGGUCAUAGCAAAACAAUACUCUGUAUGAAGGUUGUGAAUGAUCUGGUGUUCAGUGGCUCCAGUGACCAAUCUGUCCACGCCCACAAUAUACAUACAGGAGAGCUGGUACGAAUCUAUAAAGGCCAUAAUCAUGCAGUAACUGUUGUGAACAUCCUAGGGAAGGUGAUGGUGACUGCUUGCUUGGAUAAAUUUGUCCGUGUUUAUGAACUACAGUCUCAUGACCGUUUGCAAGUCUACGGAGGACACACAGAUAUGAUCAUGUGCAUGACUAUUCAUAAGAGCAUGAUCUACACUGGCUGCUACGAUGGCAGCGUCCAAGCUGUGCGGCUUAACCUGAUGCAGAAUUACCGUUGCUGGUGGCAUGGAUGUUCACUGAUAUUUGGAGUUGUGGACCACCUGAAACAACACUUGCUAACAGAUCACACCAACCCACAUUUUCAGACCCUAAAAUGUCGCUGGAAGAACUGCGAUGCCUUCUUCACUUCCAGGAAAGGUUCCAAGCAGGAUGCUGCAGGACACAUUGAAAGACAUGCCAAGGAUGACAGCAGAAUCGACUCAUGA
Messenger RNA from Emys orbicularis (European pond turtle), 3655 nucleotides. It is a transcript of the gene ZNF106, whose product is annotated as zinc finger protein 106. Gene Ontology annotation, biological process: insulin receptor signaling pathway. Gene Ontology annotation, molecular function: SH3 domain binding; RNA binding. The transcript is spliced from 21 exons. Gene Ontology annotation, cellular component: membrane; cytosol. NCBI's taxonomy places the organism in Eukaryota, Metazoa, Chordata, Testudines, Emydidae. The coding region runs from base 71 to 3655 and encodes 1194 amino acids. The record is from RefSeq and is a predicted model, not a curated record.